Molecule: messenger RNA, 1860 nt
Organism: Adineta ricciae
Lineage: Eukaryota; Metazoa; Rotifera; Eurotatoria; Adinetida; Adinetidae
Source: the annotation of a GenBank genome assembly
AUGAGAUCUACGAUGAAUAGUUUCAGUUUACCGUGGAUUAUUCUCAUACUAAUCAAAUCAAUUUCAGCUGUUUCUUACAAUCAACCGAAAUUUUGUCCAAAUGCAACAUGGAAUCGUAAUGCAACGACUUUUGCACAAAGCAAUAUCGUUGGAUCAAUGCCUUCUUCGGUCUUCAUUACGAAAAAUAACACAAUUUAUGUGACUAAUUAUCAGUAUGGUAAAGUCAUAGUUUGGAUCGCAGGAAAUAGCACACCUUCAAAUACUAUAUCUGGUAAUUUAAACGAACCACUGAGUCUUUUCAUCACGGAUGAAGGUGAUAUUUUGGUUGAUGCUGGUAAUCCAAAUGGUCUAGUAGCCAGAUUUAUGCCAAAUGGAACAAAAACUGCUCCUGCAAUGUAUACCAGUUCGUACUGUAGUGGUCUCUUUGUUGACAUUAAUAAUACACUUUACUGCGCAAUGGACGUACUUCAUCAAAUUGUUAAAUGUUCACUAAGUAGCAGUUCAAAUGCAACAAUUGCUGUUGCCGGUAAAUUCAACGAAAGUGGAUCAAUGCCGGAUGAGCUCAACUAUCCUAAUGGAAUCUUUGUUGAUAUCAAUUUUGAUGUAUACGUGGCAGAUUCUGCGAAUUCCCGAAUUCAAAUUUUUCAAGCGGGCAAAUUAAAUGCAACAACAGCAGCUGGAACAGGACUAAAUGGAAGUGUGACACUUACUUAUCCAACAUCAGUUGCCUUAGAUGCUGAUAACAACCUCUAUAUUGUCGAUUUCGAUGAUAAUCGUGUUAUUGUAUCAGGACCAAAUGGGUUUCGGUGCAUCGCAGCAUGUUCAGGCAAGGCUGGUAGUGGACCUACUAAAUUAAAUGCACCUUCAUUCAUGGCUUUCGAUACUUAUGGAAAUAUGUUUGUUGUCGACGGAAAUAAUAGUCGUAUUCAAAAAUUUAGCCUAAUAAGUAAUUCAUGUGAUUUGACAACGUCAGAUCCAACUACGACACAAUAUCAAACAAAGUAUAGAACAUCAAUUGAUAGCACAAUAAAUAAAAUAACACAAAUCACCUCAAAUAAGCAAACGACAGCAUCAACAAUUACAUCAACGGUAACUACCAACAUCACAACAAAAAUAGCAACAACAAUAGCAUCAACAACAACAACAGCUGCAGCUGCAGCUGCAGCAACAGCAGUUACAGCAACAACACCUGCAGCAAUACCCACCACAACAAUAGCAACAACAACAACAGCUGCAGCUGCAGCAACAACAGUUACAGCAACAAUACCUGCAGCUGCAGGAACAGCAACAACAACACCUGCAGCAACAGCAGUUACAGCAACAACACCUGCAGCAAUACCCACCACAACAAUAGCAACAACAACAACAAUACCUGCAGCUGCAGGAACAACAACAACAACAGCUGCAGCAACAGCAGUUACAGCAACAACACCUGCAGCAAUACCCACCACAACAAUAGCAGCAACAACAAGAACAACAACAACAGCUGCCACAACAGCAGUUACAGCAAUACCCACCACAACAAUAGCAGCAGCAACAACAACAACAACAGCUUCUCAAAUAUUAUUUGCAAAUCAAAGUUGCUUUUCUCCAAAUGUUAUGAUCAGUCCGCCAGCACCAUCACUUAAUUCACCACUGGAAAUACAACGAAGUCAAGAUAUUUAUUUCAUAUCACUCAUAGACUUAAAUUGUAAUCAAUCCUUUUCAGUCUCAACAAAAUGGACAGUUACAGGUUGUACAUCAAUCUGUUCUAGCCAAAUUGAAUUAGAUGAACAAAUCAUUACAACAUACAGCGAAUUGUAUAUUCCACUUGGAACACUCCAAUAUGGAAUCUAUAAAUUCGACUUAACAGUANACUAA